Nematocida parisii ERTm1 is the source of this 4914-nucleotide messenger RNA. RefSeq names its product DNA-directed RNA polymerase II subunit RPB1. Gene Ontology annotation, biological process: DNA-templated transcription. Gene Ontology annotation, cellular component: RNA polymerase II, core complex. The transcript has a single exon. Gene Ontology annotation, molecular function: DNA binding. Lineage: Eukaryota; Fungi; Microsporidia. The record is from RefSeq and is a predicted model, not a curated record. The coding region runs from base 1 to 4839 and encodes 1612 amino acids.
AUGGGCUCGGAUAUUUCUAUACGGAGAGUGGAGAGUAUUGAAUUCGGUAUUUUGUCUCCUGAGGAUAUUAUAGCAAUGAGCGUCUGCAAGAUAGAGCACCCAGAGACAAUGGAAAGUGGAGUACCUAAAGAAGGAGGACUGGUGGAUUUGCGGUUGGGCACUUCAGAGAGGGGGUUUCUUUGCAGCACGUGCGGGCACAGAUCAGAUAGCUGUGUAGGACAUUUUGGGUAUAUCGAGUUAGCAAAGCCAGUGUUUCACAUAGGAUACAUAGGAAAAAUAAAAAAGGUGCUAGAGAGCGUGUGCUUCUUCUGUUCAAAGCUUCGGGUGGAGAAGAGCAUCUUGCACUCACCCAAGCCAAGGACACAAAAAGAAAGAAAAAGAAGAUUAAAUUACAUAUGGAAUUUGGCAAAAAACAGAGCAGUGUGCAUGGGAGAGCUGGUUGAAAGUGAAGACAAUCCUGAAGAGAAGCAAAGAACUGGGUGUGAAAACCGGCAGCCAACUAUAAGAAAAGAGGGUCUACACCUGCUUGCAUUUCAAAAGGGCGAAGAGUCAUCUGAAGGAAAAACCAUGCUAAGCGCUGAAAAGGUUUUAGAGAUACUUAGAAGAAUUCCAGAAGAUGACAUUGAAGCGCUUGGGUUUGAUUUGGAAAAGGCCCGGCCUGAGUGGAUGAUUAUACGGGUACUUCCCGUGCCGCCUCCACAGGUUCGGCCGUCCAUUGUUAUGGAGGGAUCUUUAAGAUGCGAGGAUGAUCUAACACACAAGCUGGCAGAUAUAAUUAAGGCAAGCAACAACCUUAAGAGAUAUGAGCAAGAAGGUGUAGCAGGGCACAUUAUUCGGGACUACGAACAGCUUCUUCAGUUUCAUAUUGCGACUCUAAUGAACAAUGAUAUUUCUGGGCAGCCACAGUCUCUGCAGAAGAAUGGAAGGCCGCUUAAGGCAAUUAGAGCAAGGCUGCGAGGUAAAGAAGGCAGGGUAAGAGGAAAUCUUAUGGGAAAGCGUGUGGACUUUAGUGCGCGUACUGUUAUCACUGCGGAUCCAAAUAUAAGCAUGAACGAGGUGGGUGUGCCAGAAGAAAUUGCAAGAAUGCUAACCUUCCCAGAAAGGGUGACCGAGUACAAUAUUGACAAACUAACCCAGCUUGUGCACAGAGGGCCGUAUAAUCAUCCAGGCGCGAACUAUGUAAUAAGAGAUGAUGGGCAGAAGAUAGAUCUGCGAUUUCACAAGGGCGAGGUACAUCUGCAGUGCGGAUAUGUGGUUGAAAGACAUUUGAGCAAUGGAGACACCGUGCUGUUCAACCGACAGCCAUCUCUUCACAAAAUGUCAAUGAUGGCGCACAGAGCACGGGUGAUGAAAUACUCCACAUUUAGGCUUAACCUUAGUGUUACAGCGCCGUAUAAUGCAGAUUUUGAUGGGGAUGAGAUGAACUUGCAUCUGCCGCAGUCAAUACCUGCGCAGGCUGAGCUGAAAGAACUGGCUCUGGUGGAGAAGAACAUUGUUUCUCCGCAGAGUAAUAAGCCAGUUAUGGGUAUUGUCCAGGAUACGCUGAUGGGGGUAUAUAAGCUCACGAGGAGAGAUCUUUUCUUAACAAGAAGCCAGGUUAUGCACCUGCACUAUGCAAUUGACAAUGGAAGCAAGCCUAUAAAGCCAACAAUACUGCGGCCAGCUGUCCUGUACACAGGAAAGCAGAUCUUCUCAGCAACACUUCCAGACGUUACUUAUAAAGGGCUUCAUUCUGAGCAUGUGCACGGAAAGAACUAUAGAGCAAACCCAAUGGAUAGCGAGGUUGUGAUAAAGAAUGGAGAGCUUCUUGCAGGAAUUAUAUGUAAAAAAACCGUGGGGACUGCGUCAGGUGGGCUUAUUCAUGUGAUUGCCAACGAUUUCCCGAGAAGCGUGUGUGUUGAUUUCAUUGAUGCACUGCAAAGGGCAAUUAGUACCUGGCUUAUGGCGUAUGAGACAUUCUCUGUUGGAAUUGGGGAUACGAUUGCAGACCCGUCCUCCAUGGAUAUGAUCAAAGAAGCAAUUGAGCAGGCAAAGGGGGAUGUAAAGGACAUUAUUGUACAGGCAGAAAGCAAUAAUCUUGAAAGACUUCCCGGCCUUACCAUGCGUGAGUCGUUCGAAGCUGCGGUCACCCUUGCGCUAAACAAAGCAAGAGAUACAAGCGGUACAUCCACACAGAAAAAUCUAAGAUCCCAGAACAAUAUUAAGCAAAUGGUGGUGUCUGGAUCAAAGGGUUCGUAUAUUAACAUUUCGCAGAUGAGUGCAUGUGUGGGCCAGCAGAGUGUGGAGGGGAAAAGAAUCCUUAACGGUUUUAGAGACAGAUCCCUCCCACACUUUACAAAGGAUGACUUCACAGCAGAGUCUCGAGGGUUUAUUAGCAGCUCUUAUGUAGCAGGCUUAUCACCAGUUGAGUUCUUUUUCCACGCAAUGGGAGGAAGAGAAGGACUGAUUGAUACGGCAGUUAAAACGGCCGAGACAGGAUAUAUUCAGAGAAGGCUAAUUAAGGCGCUGGAAGAUGCUCAGGUCCGGCAUGAUAAGAGUGUGCGAGAUGGAGAAGGGCAUGUUAUACAGUGUGCAUAUGGAGGAGACUGCUUCGAUGCAACAUAUGUGGAGAUGCAGUCGCUGGCCCUCUUCUGCUCACUCGAAAAAUUUUCUGAAAUGUACAUUAUAGAUUACUCAAUUCUUUCAGACUACCAUCUUUCGCCAUCUAUAUUAAGCUCAUUGAGGUUACCCAAAACCAAGGCGCUUUUAGCUGCAGAGGUGAAAAUGCUGCAGGAGGAGGCAAAGAAGCUGCAGAGCAAGCACUCAAAAGGGAAAAAGCCUCUUCCGGUUCCUUUUGAGAGAAUAUUCAGAGUGGCAGGAGAAAUGCGAUCAGCAAUUUCAUCUUCUUUUCCGGGAGUGGCUAUAAAGAUGGGGGAGGCAGGAAGCCAGAUGGGCAAGCACAGCCGCUUGCCGCAAUAUGGAUCAAGCACAUACCCAAAUGGCAUGGACAUGGAGAAUAUUAGGUGGAGCGGAGAAGAUCUUCUUCCAGAGACAAUUAUUAAAACACGGGAGGCAUUAGAAAAGGAGCUGCAGGCAGCAAUCAGUCAUGUAGAUGAAAUAUCCGAGAUUGCGUUUUCUUUAUUCAGAGCGCAUCUUCGGGGGUAUUUCACUGUGAAGCGAAUACUUUGUGAAUACAAGCUUUCUUCAUAUGCAUUUAACUGGGCGGUAGAUCAGAUACGCACCUCUUUCCUUAAAGCUAUAGUUUCAGCUGGAGAGAUGGUGGGGACACUAGCUGCGCAGAGCAUUGGUGAGCCAGCGACGCAGAUGACUCUUAACACAUUCCACUUGGCUGGUGUAGCCAGCACUGUGACAAGAGGAGUGCCGCGCCUUAAAGAAAUAAUCAACGCUGCCCAAACAAUUAAAACCCCAUCUCUUACAAUCUAUCUAAAAGAGGAAAUACGGCAUACGCUUGAAGGCGCAAAGAGAGCGCAGCAGGAAAUAGAAAGAUGCUAUCUUAAGGACAUACUUUUAAAGUCUGAGAUAAUAUAUGAUCCAACGAUGCGCGCGGUCAAGGCGGAUGAAGACUUCAUAUUUGCGUAUGGUAUACUUGAUCCAACUGUGUACACACCAGACUCGCCGUGGAUGCUUAGGCUAGAGCUGAGCAGAAGCGCAAUGGUGGACAGAGGUAUCAGGAUAGAGCAGGUCGCAAAAACGCUUUCACACAGCACUACGUACAGGUGCAUGCACAGCGACCACAACUCUUCAGAGCAAAUCAUCCGUUGCGAGCUGCCAAAUAAUGAAGAAGCGCUGCGAAAGAUAGAAACCGGCGUUUCAUGCAUUAUGGUUAAGGGGAUGCCAAAAAUUAAAAGGGUGUUUAUAAGUGAAAUAGGCACAGAAGAUAAAAAAGAGUUUGUCCUGCAAACAGAAGGAACUGGGCUGCUUGAUGUGCUUAGCCAUCCACUAAUAGACCCCACACGCACUGUGUCAAAUGAUCCGCUAGAGAUGUGCAGAGUCUUUGGUGUUGAGGCUGCAAGAACCAGCAUUCUUAAUGAAAUUAGACUGGUGAUAGAAAGCGAUGGAUCGUAUGUGAACUUCCGGCACUUGGCGAUUUUGGCUGAUAUAAUGACACAAAGAGGAAUUAUAUGCGGUAUCACGCGGCAUGGCACAAACCGAGGAGAGUCUGGUGCUCUUAUGCGGUGCUCAUUUGAGGAGACGGUUGAAAUUUUGCUUGAGGCGGCUGCCACUGCUGAGAUAGAUAGAUGCAAGGGAGUGGUUGAGAGCGUUAUGCUGGGGAAGAUUGCCUCAAUAGGUACAGGAAUAACAGACGUGCUAAUUGACAAAAAGAGCAUUGAGCUUGGUGUUAUGGCAAUGGAGAAGUAUUCAUUUGAGGAUGAGGAGGAUAUUUCUGAUGAGGGAACCCCCGUAGACCUUCUUUCACCUUCAAGCACAAUACACUCCGACCACACUGUUAUGUCAAGUCCGUCAGACAGGUCCAUACAUGGAUGGUCGCCGCAGAAUACUGAAAUUGGAUAUACUGCAUCAAGCCCCAACAUAUCAUAUGGAUAUUCUAGUGGUGGGUAUGCGCCAUCAUCUCCUAACAUUGUGCACUCUCCAUACAUGCAGGGUGUAUCUUCACCUAGCCACGAAUAUGUUCCCAUGACGCCCAGAAGGAUGCCAGGAGUACACAACAAUAUGGGCGGAAUGAACAGCGGGGCAUACAGUAUCAGCUCUCCUAGCUCACAGAAGCUGUACUCGCCAGUUCCAUUCACACCUGCAUAUGGGUAUGGUGCCAUGGGCGAUGACAGCGAUGAGAGCAGCAGUAGCAGCGAUGAAUUCAAGAAUCCUAUACAAGAUGAAUAAGCUCUGUCUUAUCCUAGAAGUGGAAAUCAAAAAUGCUAUAGAUUUCUUCAUGCUCAUUUUGAAAUAAACAUGCAU